Mus caroli (Ryukyu mouse) is the source of this 5429-nucleotide messenger RNA. It is a transcript of the gene Syne3, whose product is annotated as spectrin repeat containing nuclear envelope family member 3. Gene Ontology annotation, biological process: nuclear migration. Gene Ontology annotation, molecular function: actin filament binding. The record is from RefSeq and is a predicted model, not a curated record. NCBI's taxonomy places the organism in Eukaryota, Metazoa, Chordata, Mammalia, Rodentia, Muridae. Gene Ontology annotation, cellular component: cytoplasm; meiotic nuclear membrane microtubule tethering complex; nuclear outer membrane.
CAGUAAGACGGCUCAGCAGGUAGAGGUGUUUACUCUGAAAGCUGACCACACGGCCACACGGCGCGUUCUCAGGAACCCAGCCCUCGCAGGUGCGAUGACGCAGCAGCCCCAGGAGGACUUUGAGAGGAGCGUGGAGGAUGCCCAGGCCUGGAUGAAGGUGAUACAGGAGCAGCUUCAGGUCAAUGACAACACGAAGGGGCCCCGAGCGGCCCUGGAGGCGAGGCUUCGAGAGACAGAGAAAAUCUGCCAGCUGGAGUCUGAAGGAUUCGUGAAGGUGGAACUGGUCCUGCGGGCGGCGGAGGCCCUCUUGGCAACUUGCCAGGAGGGCCAGAAACCUGAGAUCCUGGCCCGGCUGAGGGAUAUCAAGUCUCAGUGGGAGGAGACGGUCACCUACAUGACCCACUGCCACAGUCGCAUCGAGUGGGUGUGGCUGCACUGGAGCGAGUACCUGCUGGCCCAGGAUGAGUUUUACCGCUGGUUCCAGAAGAUGGUGGUCGCACUGGAGCCCCCCGUGGAGCUGCAGCUGGGCCUGAAGGAGAAGCAAUGGCAGCUGAGCCACGCCCAGGUGCUGCUGCACAACGUGGACAAUCAGGCUGUGCUCCUGGACAGGCUGCUGGAGGAGGCGGGCUCCCUGUUCAGCAGGAUCGGAGACCCCAGCGUGGAUGAAGAUGCCCAGAAGAGGAUGAAGGCUGAGUACGAUGCUGUGAAGGCCAGAGCCCAGCACAGGGUGGACCUCCUGGCCCAGGUGGCCCAGGACCAUGAACAGUACCGGGAGGACGUGAAUGAGUUCCAGCUGUGGCUGAAGGCGGUGGUGGAGAAGGUGCACAGCUGUCUGGGGCGGAACUGCAAGAUGGCCACAGAACUUCGCCUUUCUACGCUGCAGGACAUCGCCAAGGAUUUCCCUAGGGGUGAGGAGUCCCUGAAAAGAUUGGAGGAACAGGCUGUGGGUGUCAUUCGAAACACCUCUCCCUUGGGUGCAGAGAAGAUCUCAGGGGAGCUGGAGGAGAUGCGGGGUGUCCUCGAGAAGCUGAGAGUCCUCUGGAAAGAGGAGGAAGGGAGGCUGUGGGGCCUGCUCCAGUCCAGGGGGGACUGUGAGCAGCAGAUCCAACAGCUGGAGGCAGAACUGGAAGAGUUGAAGAAAAGCCUUCAGAGGCUGGCCCAGGAGGGCUUGGAGACCACGGUGAAGACAGCCACAGAGGAUGAGCUGCUGGCCCAGUGGAGGCUGUUCUCGGGGACUCGGGCUGCACUGGCUUCAGAGGAACCCCGUGUAGACCGGUUACAAACUCAACUGAAGAAACUUGUCACCUUCCCGGACCUGCAGUCACUCUCUGACAGCGUGGUAGCCACCAUUCGGGAAUACCAAAGUAUGAAGGGGAAGAAUACCAGGCUCCACAAUGCGACCCGGGCAGAGCUGUGGCAGCGUUUCCAGCGGCCCCUAAAUGACCUGCAGCUGUGGAAGGCCCUGGCCCAGAGGCUCCUGGACAUCACGGCCAGCCUGCCCGACCUGGCCUCCAUUCACACCUUUCUACCCCAGAUUGAGGCAGCCCUCACGGAAAGCUCCCGCCUGAAAGAGCAGCUGGCGAUGCUGCAGUUGAAGACCGACCUGCUGGGCAGCAUCUUUGGCCAGGAGAGAGCAGCCACCCUCCUGGAGCAGGUGACAAGUUCUGUGAGGGACAGAGACCUACUGCAUAACAGCCUUCUUCAGCGGAAGAGCAAACUUCAGAGCCUGCUUGUUCAGCACAAGGACUUUGGGGUGGCUUUUGAUCCCCUAAACAGGAAGCUCCUAGACCUCCAGGCCAGGAUCCAAGCAGAGAAAGGGCUUCCUCGGGACCUUCCUGGAAAACAGGUCCAGCUGCUAAGGUUGCAGGGGCUGCAGGAGGAGGGGCUGGACCUGGGGACACAGAUCGAGGUUGUGAGGCCUCUUGCCCACGGGAACUCUAAGCACCAGCAGAAAGUAGACCAGAUCUCCUGUGACCAGCAAGCCCUGCAGAGGUCCCUGGAGGAUUUCGUGGACAGGUGUCAGCAGAACGUACGGGAACAUUGUACCUUCAGUCACAGGCUGUCGGAGCUGCAGGUAUGGAUCACCAUGGCCACACAGACGUUGGAGUCACACCAAGGGGAUGUGCGUCUGUGGGAUGCUGAGUCCCAAGAGGCUGGACUCGAGACGCUGCUGUCUGAAAUCCCAGAGAAAGAGGUCCAGGUGUCCCUGCUCCAAGCACUGGGCCAGCUUGUGAUGAAGAAGUCUUCCCCAGAGGGGGCAGCCAUGGUCCAGGAGGAGCUGAGGAAGCUGAUGGAGUCUUGGCAGGCCCUGCGGCUGCUAGAGGAGAACAUGCUGAGUCUCAUGAGAAACCAGCAGCUGCAGAGGACAGAGGUGGACACGGGAAAGAAGCAGGUUUUCACCAACAACAUCCCGAAGGCCGGCUUUCUCAUCAACCCUCAGGACCCCAUUCCCAGGAGACGGCACAGGGCAAACCCACUGGAAGGACACGACCUCCCUGAAGAUCAUCCCCAGCUCCUGAGGGACUUUGAACAGUGGCUGCAGGCAGAAAACUCCAAGCUACAUAGAAUCAUCACAAUGAGAGCGGCCACAGCCAAGGACUUGAGGACCAGAGAGGUGAAGCUGCAGGAGCUGGAAGCCCGAAUCCCAGAAGGCCAGCACCUCUUUGAGAACCUGCUUCGUCUUGGGCCGGCAAGGGACCCCUCCAACGAGCUGGAAGAUCUGCGCUACCAGUGGAUGCUGUAUAAGUCCAAGCUCAAGGACUCUGGCCACCUGCUGACUGAGAGUUCUCCGGGGGAGCUGACUGCAUUCCAGAAGAGUCGGAGGCAGAAGCGGUGGCGGAGUCCCUGCUCUCUCCUACAGAAAGCGUGCCGCGUGGCGCUGCCAUUGCAGCUGUUGCUCCUGCUCUUUCUGCUGCUGCUGUUCCUGCUGCCAGCCGGCGAGGAGGAGCGCAGCUGCGCCCUGGCCAACAACUUCGCCCGCUCCUUUGCGCUCAUGCUUCGGUACAAUGGCCCCCCGCCCACCUAGCCCACUGGGCGCACAGGUGACCUUCUGCAGUUCCUCAGAGGCUGGCUGCUGGGGACCCAGUAGCCGAUCAGACACCCAGAGCAGCCUUAGACCAAAUGCUGCCUCUGUUCCCAGAACAAACUUGCCUUUUUCUACGAUGCUGCUUCUGUCUAUUUAUACUAAAAUGUGUACUGUGUGUGGUUAGGGAAUAUGUACAGAAUUUUUAUAUGCCAUGUCCGUACAUGCUCAGUGUAGAUAACUUCAGAUACAAUGUCUCUUUGUGCUUAUGGAAGCCCAAGACAGUGGGUUUCUCUAGUGGGAUUUGUAGCACUUGUGCCUUAGCCUCCUGGCAUCCCUGGGGGACAGAAAAAAAAAAAUCACACGUUACUUUGAUGACAGCCUGUUAACCAGAAAUCCAGAUGUUGCUGAAGAAGCCUCUGAGUGGUUACCAUAGCCACACAGAAUUGGAGUCCUGGGACUUGAGUAUUUGGCUAGUUUUAAAGUCGCACAGACUUGGGCCGUGGGCUAGAUAAAGAGAAGCCGUGAUGGCAGGCCACUGGCUUAGCCAGAGCAGUGAGACAGGAUGCGUGCCAGAGGGAUGCCAAGAGAGCAACAGAAGAGCUGUAAAGAUGAAGCCCAGUGGAGCACCACAAAAUGGUGGUGCGGAGCACCCAACCCUGCACAGCAGCCACUGAUAAUACAGACCAUGGAGGAAUGCCCGUGACUGUGACCGUGACCAUGACUGCGACCCCACGUCUUCAGAAGUGGCUGGGUUUUAUUUGCAUGUUUUCUCCAGGAAAGAGAAAAAGAUGAACUUGACUUUUUAUUCUCAUGCACAAGGGUGAAGUGGCCUGUGUCAGUCCUGGGAGGCCCGUGCCACUGUACACAGCUGUUGAGCUGUCUGCAGCCUAGGGCAUGAGCUGAGAGCAGAGUGGAAAUGCUUGCCCACCAGGCCAGGAGAGUCUACGUUAAGCAGAGAGGAGAAACUCAGGCCAUCUGAAGGGGCCUCUCUUCCCUUCCAAGAAGGAACUGUGCAGGCUGGUGGGUCUACAAGGCUGGGUAGGUCCCACAUCCCCCCAUGGGCCUAUGGCUCACAGUCUGACCCCAGGCAGGAGCAGGCAAAGGCAGCUCCAGGCACAGGUGGGAGGCAUCUGGGUGAUUCCAGGUUAUGCCCAAGACUGGACACAUAGCCAGGGAAUUCUGGGAUGGUUCCUAAGUGCUUUAAAACUGGAUCAGGUUCACCCUAAACUGACACUUUUUUUUUAACCUCUAGAAAAUACUUAACACUCCCUUGUUACAGAUGGAAUUACACACUCCUUUGGAGUGUGUGUGCUUGCAGGCCUGAUCAUUAUUAGCUCAUCAUCAUCAGUGUCACAGACCCAGAGAGGCACUUUAAAUACAGCAAAUACUGUAGCCCUAAGAGGGACUGGACUCCCAGGUCACCGCACUGAUGCACAUGCAAGCUGGCGUCAGGCUGUACCAGGGGCAGCUUUCGUCUUAGCAUGGUACCCAGAAAAGGUUGGACGUCAGCAAACAGGAAAGCAGUGUCUUGGGGCUCGUGACCCUGACUUGGUCUGUUACCCCAGUCACAAAGCCCUCUCUGCACCUGGCCACUUUGCUGGGAAAUCAGGGGCUGGUGAACCCUGACCUCACUUAGACCCAGGUAGCCGAGCCCUGAUGCUCACUCACCAAGAAAGACCACAGGUCCACCAACUCCAUCAGAACUGUGGCAAGGGCCAUCAAUACUUCUGUAACCACGUUUCCAUUUCAAAAGUAAAAAACCUGAGGCCCAGAGAGGGGAAGUAACUCACCCAUAGCCACACAGCAAGAACCUAGACAGCCAGAAACGGACUGGUUCCCACAGUCUUCAGGUGAUACCAGGUUUAUUAGAGCAAACCUCCUCACACUUUCCUUCCCAGGAAGAAUGAACAGGGCUCGACGAUGGAGCACUUGCCUAGCAGGUGUAAGUCCUGAGUUCCACGGCCUGAAUUGAAGAGGGAUUGGGGGAGAGCUGUUUGCUACGAAUGUGGGCGUGUUUCCUGAUAAAUACUGGGGAGGGUCAAACUUCAAUACCUGGAUGGGGGGGGGCAGGGUGGGAACCUGACUGUGUUUUUAACGACAAUGACACUGUGGAUUGCUUGUUGUGUAACAUUUUUUUUUUUAACAGAGGGGACUGAUAUUUUUAUUACUUUCAUAUGAAUAUAGCUGCAAUAUGACUAGCCACUUCUGGGCGCUUUUCAGACGUAGCUUCUUUUGCUUAAAAUGGGGGCAGACACCUGCUACUGGGAUGUGUCCUAGCCAGUUAUCAAAGAGAGUUGGAAGGUGUCCCUGGAGAGGUGUAUCAGGACUUUUUGUAUAGAGUGUGUGUGUGUGUAUGUAUGUAUGUAUGUGCACAGAUACAUAUGUAUGUGUGUUUGUAUGUGAA